Messenger RNA from Alosa sapidissima (American shad), 1905 nucleotides. RefSeq names its product paired-like homeodomain 2 (gene pitx2). Gene Ontology annotation, cellular component: nucleus. Gene Ontology annotation, biological process: anatomical structure morphogenesis; regulation of transcription by RNA polymerase II. Gene Ontology annotation, molecular function: DNA-binding transcription factor activity, RNA polymerase II-specific; RNA polymerase II cis-regulatory region sequence-specific DNA binding. Bases 331 to 1284 code for a protein of 317 amino acids. NCBI's taxonomy places the organism in Eukaryota, Metazoa, Chordata, Actinopteri, Clupeiformes, Clupeidae. The transcript has 3 exons. The record is from RefSeq and is a predicted model, not a curated record.
GAUAGUGUGUGUGUAACCGUGGAUAUAAUAUCACCUACCUGUCCCUGUCACUCUGGUACUCCUUGCUAGCGAUAUCAAGCCGAGAUAUCUGUUUGCUCCGGCUUCGAGCGAAAGCCUUUCCUUUCCUCCGACGCGGCUCAUAGAGGACUUAUUUUAAGACACAUUAAGCCAUCUGAGCAGAGAGUUGCUUUACGAGAUAAUUGAAAGAGGAGCGACGCAGCUUGUAAACCUCAUCACCCUCAACUCUCCGGACGCUUCUUCAACUGCUGUUUUUUCCGCUUGCGUGGUGGGAUCAGUCGGGGAAUCAUUUCUGCCUUGGCACCCUUAUCAAUGAACUCUAUGAAGGAUCCGCUGACUUUGGAACACCUACACCACCACCAUAUCUCCGGGAAUAAACUCACUUCCCUACACCACACGCCACUUGCGAUGGCUUCAACUCUGCAGCCGUUGCAGCGGUCGGUGGACACCAAGCACCGGCUAGAGGUGCACACCGUCUCGGACAGUUCUAGUCCAGAAUCCGUAGAAAAAGAAAAAGGUCAGAGUAAAAAUGACGACUCCUCCGAUGACCCGUCCAAGAAGAAGCGGCAGCGACGACAGCGCACACAUUUCACUAGCCAGCAGCUCCAGGAGCUCGAGGCCACCUUCCAGCGGAACCGCUACCCGGACAUGUCAACGCGGGAGGAGAUCGCUGUCUGGACGAAUCUCACAGAGGCCAGAGUGCGGGUGUGGUUCAAAAAUCGCAGAGCAAAGUGGAGAAAACGGGAGAGGAAUCAACAAGCAGAGCUUUGCAAGAACGGCUUCGGCCCUCAGUUCAACGGACUCAUGCAGCCCUACGACGACAUGUACCCCGGCUACACAUACAACAACUGGGCCGCCAAGGGCCUCACGUCCGCUUCCCUGUCCACCAAAAGCUUCCCUUUCUUCAAUUCCAUGAAUGUCAAUCCCCUCUCCUCGCAGACCAUGUUCUCCCCCCCAAACUCCAUCUCCUCCAUGAGUAUGACAUCCAGUAUGGUCCCUUCGGUGACUGGCGUGCCGGGAUCCAGUCUCAACAGUCUCAACAACUUGAACAACCUUAGCAACCAAGCUCUGAAUUCGGGAGUCCCCACGCCGGCGUGCCCAUACGCUCCGCCGACGCCUCCCUACGUGUAUCGGGACACUUGCAACUCCAGUCUGGCUAGCCUGAGACUGAAGGCAAAGCAGCAUUCGAGUUUUGGAUAUGCCAGUGUUCAGAACCCGGCCUCCAACCUCAGCGCGUGCCAGUACGCUGUGGAUAGACCGGUCUAACUAUCGGUGACUUCCCAAGCCCAGCAUCACAGGAAGGAGGGACUACUUUUUGAUUUUCUUUCAACAAAAGGAGCACUAAAAGACUAAACCACUAAAGCAAGCGAUAUCCCUACGGAAUUUCAAACUUUUGUCGGAAGUAAUUAAUUAGCCAUUUUCUAAUGAGUAUUUUUUGUUGUCCUACACCGGAGUGUGCAGAAUUUAGGAUACUUUAUUUUAUAAAGUUUAUCCUUUUGACAUUUCGGAUUUGGGACACUGAUUGACUGAAUGGCUGUAUAUAAUAUAUAUCUAAUUAUCAUCUCCAGUUUGUAGAAGAGAAUGCUCUAGCUCUCCAUACCUUUCAAGAUUCAAUUUAACACCGCAUGUGAGGAAAAAAAAAACUAAAAAGGAAUAAUGUUUUGCUUGCAAACAAGGGAAUGUACAUACUAAACGCACCACUCGUGUGUUAACAUAUUACAAAUGUAUUAUUAAAUGUCUGUGUGAAUAUGGAUUUAGAUUAGAGAACUUGGGUAAUACGACACAAAUGUCGCUGAAAAUGGGUUUUCUCUGUGUAUACUAUUUGGUACCGAAUUAUGUUUCGUUUUUUCAACAUCCCAAAAAUAAUAAACUAUUGUGUUUUAUUUA